ACAUGCGCAUCCACUCAGUCACACACGCAGAAGUUAGUGGGACUGUUCACAAGUUAGAAGCUGUUGCUGCAGUGUGGUCUCUGCUCUGUGAUCCAGCACGAUGCUGUGUGUGAUCGUUCCACUGUGUGCUCUGUUCACUAUCACACAACAGGUAACUCCACGCGAUAGGUGCGUGUGUGAGUUGGCUAAUUCUGAGCAGCCAUUCCCUCACGACAAACUCAGCAUAGUGGAGGACAAUGCAUCCAAAUGCAACAAUAAGAUCACCUCCCAGAAGACUCUGGAGCUGGAGAGUCUGAUGCUGGGUUUGGAGAGACGUCUGCCCCAGCUGCAGGAAGACGUGUCCAUGCUAGAGAAGGAGGAUGAUGGAGAACUUUAUGGAGUCCUCAGCCUGCAUGUGAUAGAGAAUGAAAUGAAGGACAUCCAAGUGCUCAUCGACAGGCUCAACAGCACCACCCUGGGACACCAGCGCAUCACGACUGAGACCGCUGAACUGCUGGAGGACCUGAAAGCAGAGAUGGAAGAGCUGGAAAAGUUCGACACCAUGCAUGUGGUGAAGAGACAGCAAGCCAACCUGCGUCUGACGAGGGAUCUGGACACGUGCAGGAACGGACUUCACCCCACCAUCCAACCCACUGAGCCCCAGCAUGGUAACUGUCCACACGGUCUGUUUGGAAACGUCACCGGGCCCAGGGUGUACACAGCAGGAGAGUACCCUGGCUCCUAUAAGUAUGGAGCCUGGGGUCGGGAUCCCAAACCGGAGGCGGGGAUGGAAAGCUGGUAUUGGCUAGUAAUGCUGACCUCCAGCAACAAAUACUCCCACUAUGUCCGUCUCUACUCCAGCCUGAGCUCUCUCAUUGUUGGGGUGAGCGUCCCAGGUAAUAUCCAGAUUCACUCCUCUAACCCAACCACCAAUACCAUCCAGGGUCCCAAUGUGGUUCUGUAUGCAGGGGCCUUAUACUACAACUGUUACAACCUAGAUGCUGUUUGCCGGUUCAACCUCACCACUAAAACUGUUACCACUUUACAACUGCCCAAAGGCACCAGAUAUAACUCAAAGGGUAACUUCUGCCACCUGGAGGAAUGCUACCUAUUCACUGACCUGGACCUGGCAACAGAUGAGUCCGGCGUCUGGGUGAUCUACACCACCACCCAGGACUUUGGAAACUUGGUGCUGUCCAAGGUGGAGGACGGCGAACCGCCGACUCUUGGACAAACCUGGCGCACUUCGGUCUACAAGCAGGGGGUGACCAACACCUUCAUGAUCUGCGGCGUGCUCUACGCGACGCGGUACGUCAGCAGCGAGGUGGAGGAGAUCUUCUAUUCUUUUGACACUGCGACAGGAAAGGAGAAGUUCAACUUGGGCAUCUUCAUCAAGAAGAUGUCUUCCAACAUUGAAUCCCUGAACUACAGCCCUGUGGACCACAUGCUACACGCCUACUGCGACUCCUACAUGGUCUCUUAUAAGGUUUUGUUUGAGUAAAUGGACAUUUUCCAUAAAAGCCUGUAUUUAAAUGAUGGCUCCAUUAAAAGUUUUGAGUGGGUGUGAAAUUACUGGUGCUACACAUGGUACACAUCCAACUGUAAAUGGUAAAUUCAACAUAAUGCACAUUUAAAUUCUACUAAUUCCAUCGGUCACACAGCUGUAAGGCACAUCAUGUUUUCUUCCACAGUCAAACAUGUCUGACUGCUUUAUUAUUUUUUCUGCAAGGUGCAGAAACAAAGUACAAUAAAUGUUGGACUGAAAAGCAUUGUGUUGUUCUGGGACAUAAUUUGGACAUUCCUGUCUUUUCCUGGUGCUGAG
Molecule: messenger RNA, 1801 nt
Organism: Toxotes jaculatrix (banded archerfish)
Lineage: Eukaryota; Metazoa; Chordata; Actinopteri; Toxotidae
Product: olfactomedin-4-like
Exons: 7
Coding region: 101-1480 (459 amino acids)
Biological process (GO): signal transduction
Source: RefSeq, a predicted model, not a curated record